UAGACGCGGAUGUAAAAGGUAAACAAACGUCUUGCUAAGCUAGUAGCAUGGUGAAAUCUCUAAAAUGUAGUUAAAGUGGAAGUUGAAGUGAAUGACAGUCGACAUAAUUGUAUCGGACGUUGUAUGAAGCUUUAUUGAAACAAAGUUUUGAAUGAGCUGUACUAGCAGCUGUUUUGCCACGUACACCUAAUAACGUUAGUGCAAAGGAGCUGGUUGCGUGUGUCGAUGGAGCAGAAGCUUGCAGAGUUCAGAGCCAGGCGACAGGCUGAAAAUGCUGUUAAAAAGGAUGAGAGUGCUGGCCCGCAGUGCAGAGCACAGACAGUAGCGGACACAGCUGCUCAGACCGAUACAACAUCAACAGCUGACGGUCAACAGACAGAGGAGAGGACAGGAACAAGCAGAGAUUCAACCCAGAGCUCUGAAAGGAAGGACCAGCGUGACUGGCUGCUGGACAGCGCUCUUGGAAGAUGGCUGGCUUCAAGACAAUUUGUCUUCUCAAACCUUACUUUGCUUAAAGUGCUGCUGUGGCUGGUGCUGCUUGGUCUGUUUGUAGAACUGGGGUUUGGCCUGCCUUUCUUCCUCAUCUCCCUCUUCUACUGGCUCUAUGAAGGACUCCGUAGCCCAGCUGCCCGCGAGCCUGGAGAACUGAGCGCCUAUUCUGUCUUCAAUCCAGACUGUCAGCCUCUGCUGGGCUCUCUCACUGCAGAGCAGCUGGAGGGAGAGAUGGGUUACAGACCUCUGGCUAACAGAUGAAUUGCUUGUGAUUUACAUUUAUAUCAAAUAAUCUGAUCUUUUUGUCUGUUCAAAAAUGUUAAUUAUAAUAUUCAGGAAUAUGCAGGGAUACAAUAGUAAUUUAGAUUUAAUAUUUCUGUAUACCACAUUAAAUUGAGAUUGGUCUACUUAACAGUUUUA
This is a messenger RNA of Siniperca chuatsi (mandarin fish), 912 nucleotides long. It is a transcript of the gene saysd1, whose product is annotated as SAYSVFN motif domain containing 1. The transcript is spliced from 2 exons. The record is from RefSeq and is a predicted model, not a curated record. Lineage: Eukaryota; Metazoa; Chordata; Actinopteri; Centrarchiformes; Sinipercidae. Bases 226 to 753 code for a protein of 175 amino acids.